CCGACAACGAUAUACACAACUACACACGCACCGAAGCAAGUGAGGCCUCAAAGAGAGACUUCUUUGACCCAAAGUGACAGAUCCGUCGUAUAAUCGAUAACCGACGUAUACGACCUAGUCAGUCCUCGUUUAAAUCAACGACGAUUGAUUAGUAAUAAAUAGCAGAAGCCACUACUCGAACGGGCUUUAAAAAAAGGAGCAGCUGGGUCAUCUUCGCAAGAUCAUAACGCUCGACUAUUGCGUUAAUUCAGCGGAGAUUCUCGUUGACUUCUAGCAUCAUCGAAAAUAUACAAAUUCAUCGUCUAAGUGAACUUGUGCAUGUGCAAUUUUGUGUGUGUGUCAUUCCAAGCUUAUAAUUUGUACAGUGUGUCAUAUAAUAAUUGCAAAAUCAUAAAAUAGUGUGAUCAAGUGCCACCCUACGUAAAAGAAAAAGAAUAUAUGUAAAUCCACUAGAAAAGAAAAUUAAGUGAAAAUUGAUUUCCAAGUAAUUUGUGUGCGUCCAUGUAAUAUACAUCUAUAUAUUGUAAAAUAUAAAGGAAGAUUAUAAAGCAGCAACAUACGUAUAUGCACAGAGAAGAGUGCAUUAGUGUUGCUCGGCCAAAAGACAGAAGAAGAAAGUGCUACUGGGUAUUUAAUAGUCGAAGUGCGCAGGUCUGCGAGUCGUCGCGUAUGUAGGCGCCGCGCACGCACACACUCGUACCCUACUCGUAUGAAAGCAGUGCAUGGCCGCCGCAGACACCGACACAGACAGGCAUCCACACACAGAUAGGCAGACGUCGCCGCUAUUGCUCCUAUACUAUACACGCAUGCUGCUAUCUACUCGAGAGCUGAUUGGCGAUCGCAGUGCGCUUGCACCGAGUUCAAAGUCACUGCAGUAGUAUUGGUGUAUAGUGGAAGCAGUAGUUGUGAUAGUGUUAUGCGUGUGCAUAUACGUACAUAGACACACUACACAAUCGGAGAGCUCCUAGUAUUGGUGAGCCGACGAACAGCAUUGACGUCUUUUGCGCCCCAAGAUAUAUAAGAGAGAGACGAGGAGAGAAGUGGGGGACAGACACACACAGCGAAAUAGGGAGACCGUGAAUCCGGUAUUAGUAUGGAUUGCUGAAAUUCCCACUAGUAGCUCUCUGUGCAAAAUUUUAUUUCGUUUUUCACCCUGCCUGCCUCCCCCAGAGCACAGCUGGGACAAUUUUUCGCCUAUUCCUCAUCUCCAAACUCUCGUCGGCAAAGAUCCGAUCGCACACGAGCAUUAAUAAGCAGCGGCAAUAAGACUCUUGAGUCGGAUAUAAUUUGAAUGAAUAGUCAAUUGGCCCGACUCAGCCAGAGCUUGCUCGCUCGCUUGCCGAGUGUCAAAAUUCGCUGGCUUAAAACGGCUGCUCCUACAGCAGGCGUUAGUACAGACUAGAGGAGAGAGGGAAAUUUGCAAAGAGUGCGAGAGAGAUGGUACGAACAGAGAGCGAGUAAUAAUGGCCGCUGUUACCGCUGCCUGCUACCUCGAUCCAGUCAGUCUCAGGUCCAAGCUCCUACAAGAGCAGGACUGUAUCGUGGGCCUGCAAAUACCCACACCCAAAUCGAUGCACAGCAGCAAUUCGGCCUCGCCGCUGCUGUUGCACCAGCAGCAACAGCACCAGCAGCACCAGCAACACCUGCUUCAGCAGCAGCAACAACAACAGCAGCAGCAGCAGACGAUACUGCAAUCGUCGAGCCAGCAGCACAUGACAUCGUGCACGACGCCGACGAGCAUGGGUGGCCAAAUACCCGGUGCUUAUCACGGCGGUCUACUGACGCCCUUGUCGAGCUCCGACAGCCCCGACCGGAUAAAGCUCAUGACGUCGCAGCAGACGCCGAGCACCAUGAAGGACUACUCGAAGCCGCUCCACGUCGACUGCAGUGUUGAAUACGAGUUGCCCAGUGCCGCGAAACCACCGCCUGGACCCACGGAGCCGCUGCUCAUGAUCCACCCGUGCUACUAUCGCAGAACCGAGGCGGAGACUCGCUCGCCCUUCGUCAACAAUCUGCCCAAGAGCAGCCUGUCCUGUCCACCCUCGUCGUCCUCGCUCCUGGCGGCCAUGUCGGCCUCGGCCUCUUCCGUGGCUGCCAUGCAGAGGAGCCGACGAAGGCAGAACCUGGCCAAGAAGCUCGAGGCAACGAUAGCGCCGAUAGCAGCUGUAUCGGCAGCGGCGCCGGUGUCUGCAAUGUCAGUGGCAGCGGUGGCUCCAGCACCUCCACCACCUGCGAUAGCCGUGGCAGCGGUAGCCGCGGCUAUCAGCGCUAGUCAGGCCAGACAACAGCAGCAGCAGCAGCAGCAGCAGCAACCCCAGAUGACGGGGUUGAUGGCUGCGGCGAAUCCUGUGAUGCCAUCGGUGGCCCACACGCCCCAUCACCAGGUCAUUCAUCAAAGGAGUGCGGCGCCCUCGCCCUCGUUGGCCUGCAUUCAGGACGUGCAUGCCUAUCAGGCCGCUGUCUCGGCGAUGCAACAACAGCAGCAGCAACAACAACAACAACAACAACAACAGCAACAGCAACAGCAGCAGCAACAACAGUGCCAGAAAAAAAUGACUCAGUGUCAAGUGCAUCAGCAGCAGCAACAACUACAGCAACUGCAACUGCAACAGCUGCAGCCAGAAACAGCCAGACAGCCUCACUUGAUGCAGACGACGGCUAUGCUGUCCCAACAGCAACAGCAGCAGCAGCAACAAGCAGAAACAACGUUACAGGAUAUGUCGGACCCUGCCACCGUUGAGAAGCUGUUGAACCUGUCGAGCAUGUGCUACAACGGCCCGACGAAUACGAGCACACAGCAGCAGCAGCAGCAGCAGCAACAGCAAUUGACCGCACAGCAGCACAGGUACAAUCAAUCGGCGGCUGCAGCAGCUGCGGCAGCGGCGGCGGCGGUAGUCGGUCUGUACCCUGGACAGCAAGCGAUUCCAAAGACCGGAGGAAGCCCUCUGCUACAUCAUCCGUACAGAAGGACACCACCUCGCAUGCCCCAGCAGCAGCCGACAAUAGCCUCGUCACCGGUGCAAGCCCAGCAAGCCAUAAUGCCCGAGCUCUACUCGUCGUAUCUGCAGCAGAUGAGGUCGAUCGCCGUUUACGAUCCGCAGCAAGCGAAUCCGGGCUCGCUAUCGUCGCGCAACUCCUCGUCGCUGUCCUCGGCAUCGUCCGCGACCGUAAACGCGCAUUAUUACUCAGGCAACGUCAACUUGAGCAACAGCAGCAGCAUCAUCAACGACAACAACAACAACAACAACAUCAGCCGUACCAACAUCCACCAGCAACUCUGCAACUGCGGCAGAUCCGGCCCCUACAAUCCAAACCCAUAAAAUGACUGAUUUAUCUAGGAUUAAUUUCGUCGAUAGCAGCAGCGUUCGUCGUUAUCGUCGUCUCGAGCGUAUUCCACGUAAUCUUCGAAUUCUUCGCACCGGCAGAAGAAACGUCGUGAAAGGACGAGGCUCUCUACCCGUGGUAUGUGAAUGUGUUUCGUCGUCUUCGUCGUUAAAAUUUCGAUGGAAUAAUUGUGUUUAGUCGUUUGGCAAUUUUGUUGUUUAUAUUGAAAUUGGCCAUAUAAUCCACGUAAUUGUGCGCGAAGCUUAACUUCAAAAGUAUUAUUGUUAUCGUAAUUAUUUCUCCUGUAUAUAAUAUUAUUUAUUAAUCAGAGUGAUAAAUGUGCAGUUCGUUUCGAAAUGAGUUUAAUCCAACGAGUGAAGUAAAAAAAGGAAAAUAUUUGCCGGCGGAAAGUUGAAAACUCGAAGGAGAGAGAAAAAAAUCAUCAAGUGAGUGUGAUUUGAAAAAGAUCAAAAAAGAUCUAUUGUGCUCUGUGUCGUAUGCGUGUACGUAUGCGUACAUCGACAGUGUGCCGAGAAGCUCUGAAGCUUUUUUCAUCUCAACCAGGUUUUUUGUUUUAUACACGUGCAACAAAUGCAAAGUUACGUAAAAAAAGAGCAUCUCGUCGGUAACGAUAACGGCAACAUCAAAAAAUCGUUGAUCACGUUUUUCGUGCGUGUGAAUGUGUGUGUGUAUGUGUAUGUGCGUGUAUUAUUUUGCGCGAUCGGUACAACCGAUAAAAAUGCUAUCAUCCAAGCCUUAGAUGUGCAUCAGCCACGCCAAGAGCGAACACAAUGUAAUAUACCAAAUCCUAGACGCAUAUAGUAUAGGUAGUGAAUGAACAAAAAAUUGCUUUUCUUCGCAUAUAAGCGCGCGGCGGGUACCCGCAAGUAACUCUCUCUCUCUGUAUAUAUCUCUCUGCGGAUAUAUAUACACACGCACACAGUUACAAUGUGUUGCUGCUUGGCAUUAUUCGUAACGUAAUGUAUUCUCUAUACCCUAUGCGCGUACGAAAUUUCCACGUAUAAUCAAUUCGCCUCGUUGUACGGUAAUUACCACGCAUACACGUAAAAGCGCACGUACAUGCGAACUCGCGUACAGACACACAGACGCACUCACACAGACAUUAUAUAGACACGCAGGCCCAGACACUCACAUAUAUUGCGAGUCAUCAUCGCCGUGCAUACACAUACACAAUACACAAGAGAGCCAUGGCAAGCUGGAGUCGAGUCUCUUCUUUUCCUUUGCUGAGCUGCUUCACUCGUGUGUGUGUGUGCAGCUCGAGAGAUGUGAAAUAACCUGUGUGAAUAAUAUACGCGUUUUUUUCUCGUCUCUUUCCUUUAAUUUUUUUUCUUUUUUUUUUUUUUUGUUAUUAGCCAUGCGCUCGUGAAUAUUCUUCUUUGUAUAAAAGCCUGCGGAAUUGAGUCUUUGUACAUCGUAUAUACACUUACGCUGUAAUGUAAUAAUAAGCGUAGAAAAAAAGGGGUGGGACGACGAGCUCUACCAUGAGGGAGAAUUAAUGUUUUUCUGAAAUUCACGCAUUUUAAGCGAAAGUCCAUAAUUUGCUCGGCUCGAAAUCGAUGAGUAUUUUAAAUGAGAAAAAAUAAAGGAGGGAUCCGAGAAUGCACGCGAGAGGUCAUGGCGUAUUUGCACGUAUAGACAAACGUGAAAAAAGCUCCCAACAGCAGCUUGGCAAGUCUCCCUUUUUCUUGGUGGACUCCACCCCUUGCGCUAGAUCUUCCAAAUACUACACGACGACAACCUACUAUUAUAAUAAUACUAAUGACGCUCUAUAUUUUACAUAUAUAUUCGUAUGCAUACUACACACUAUAUGUAGGUACGCAUGACACAUACACACACUCAACACACAAAAGAAAGUAUGCAUGAGAAUAUAAAUUCGAGUGUACGUAAACGCAUGUACUAAAUGAUUUUAUACAUAACAAAAUACGAAGCGCUGCCAAAACGUAUGAAAAAGCAAUUUUGGGUAUUGUAUAUAUCGUGUACGAGAAAAAGCAAGCACGGAUCGUAUUUAAUGAUUCCAGUAUAUUUUAAUGCAUAUGAGCAGUCUGAUAUUGAAUUCUGCAGAUGUCAAGAUGACCAAACAUUUUUCUGCAUCAGAGGUCAUGAGAAUGUUUUUAUCAAAAUCUUUUCGAAAAAACUUAGUCUGAUAUGUCAUUCUUAAAAUUCUUUCAUUGCGUUUGCAUCAUUUUCAAAAGCUGAUUUUUCCAAUUUCAUUUAGCUGAGUGAAGAAAAUUUCGCGUGUUUGACCCGUGCUUUAUGUAAAUCGCGUUACAUAAGCUUCUUGUACAAAGCGAUGCAACCGUUGCAUGAUUUGGGUAUACGUCUGCUUGAUUUUGCUUUUUAUGUUAUCGAUGUAUACUAAGCACGCUUGGAAUCGGGUCCACUUAAAUAAUUUAACGCAAAUUAUUUUUUCCUUACGACUGAUUCAGAUCGAAUGAGCGCGUGUUUAAGUGUAAAUAAGUAAAAACUCGAAAGGUAUUGACGAGGCACGAUUUUUUCGAUCUUGACACAUAUUGUAUAGAGUAAGGUAGUAGUAAAUGAAAGAAAAAAAAUACAUCAUGUAACCAAAAGAAAAAAAAGUCGAAUAAUACAAUAAUAGCCUGUAGUGUCGGAGUUUUUAACAAUAAAAAAACAAGUAAUCGAAGAAAAAACGUGUAUGUCGAAAUACAUUCGGCUUCGUGGACUGAUCACCGUAUAAUAAUAAACGUUAGUUUACAUUACAUUCGAUGACAAUUAACUCAUUCAUUGAAAUAAUAACAAUAGCAAUGAUAUCAAUGACAGAAAAUAAUAAUAAUGAUAAACGCGAGAGGAAAACGAUAGCGGCCUUAGUUCCUAUAAACGCAUUUUUGUCGAUGUGAAUUGUAACGAACAAGUACGUGAAUAAUAAUAGUAAUAAUAAUAUCGAUAUUUAAAAAUAACAAUAAUAAUUAAAAUAAUAAUAAUAAAUACGCUAAGCUAAACGCUACUACAUUAUUGUACGAGUGAGACAAAGUAAAUUGCGAUUUUAUUGCAUUUUUUUGUACAUCGCGGAAAAAUUAUUAUUACUAUUAUUUUAUGACAAAAGACUCGUUGCGAAGCGUGCGAAGAUUGUAUGAGCGUUGAAAAGUAAAAAAGAAAAAAAUGAAUGAAAAAAAAGAAAAAUUCCAAGGAAUGAAACGAAUCUUAGACUGCCUAUAGAUAAGAAACUCCUAGCGAGCCGUUGCUUUGAAAUAUUUAUACAAAAAUUGCAUGCGAAAGACAUACGUUACAUUGAUAGUUCAAAACGACUUUGCUGCACAAGCAAAUUUUUUCGAUAAAACUCGUUGCUACGAUACCUACGAUGUAGAAUAAAUGUCUGUGUUUACAACAAAACAAAAUUCACGUAUUUUUCUGUAUACAAAAAAAAGACAAAAGUCGUAUUACCACGAGAGAGGAGUUUACACUAAUAUACACGCUUGUGACUAAUGAUUUAACAAAGCAUCUGCGAUUAGAGAUGUCGAAUGUAUCGUGAGUGAGCGAGACUGUAGUUGAAACAAUUCAAUAUAGCUGUAUAAUAUUUAAAAAUUGUAAAUAUUUAAUGAAAUAUAGGAUUGAUGGCGCUGAAAUAAUGAUCGAUCAAAAUGACUUUUGACGUGCAUCCCGUGUGAAAUGUAAAAAAAGAAGCGAUAUAUUUAUAAAUAACUUGACCUCUAUGAGGGAUGAAACAAAUGUGAUCUCUAAGAAUAAAGAAUAAACAAUUGUACAGUAACGAAAUAAAAAAUUAGCUAGGUACUGUAGAUAUUCCGUAGUAUGUAUAAAAAAAAUAUAAAAAUCGAGUGUGAUAAUCAACAGGUAAUUGUAAAAAAUUUUACGCAAUGCUAUAAGAGGCCCCACAAACGAGCUCAAGUGGUUCUGAUGAUAAUACGCUAAUUAUUAUUAUUCGUAAUCAUUGUCCGUAAAAAAGAAUGGCGCGAAUGGUGUUACUAGAAAUUGUAUUAGAUUCUUUGUAAAUAGCCGAAAAAAACUCGAAACUACAUAAUAAUAAUGGUAUAUCGAUUAUUACCAAUAGAAAACAAAUAUAAGCUGAUACGAAAUAACAAGCAUGUUGUUUUCUUUUCUUCUUUUUUUGUAAAAAAAAUAAAAACAAAAAACAAAAAAACAUAAAAAAACCAAUUGAAUAAAAAACUAUUAUAAAAUUACGAAGCAGCCUUGUUCGUCGUAAUAUAUUAUUGAUUACAAGCAAACAAAAAAUGUGUAUAAUACAAUUGUAAACCCGUUAUCAUAUUAUAUAUCAAUCAUGGAUAAUAACCCCGAAAAAAUACCGCUUAGAUAUAAUACGCGACAAUUAAAUUAAUAAUAUUUUUUUUUAUUAUCAUUUGGUUCAUUAACAAUUGUCAGGAUAUUAUAUUCUCACGUUCUUGUCCAUGUGCGUAUAUGAUGUUACACCUAAAAUAAUAUGAUGACAAAAUCAUGCGUGCUGCAUCAGUGUAUGUAUGUGAGUAUAACAGAUACGAUACAUAUAAAAGUGCGUACAUAAUGUGUAUUUCGCACGUGCUCGCACACGCAUGUAUACAGACAUCCAUAAUAUAUAUAUAAAUAUAUAUUGUAAUCUUGUCGACGUAUAAUGUUCAUAUAUCUUUUCAAGUCUCGGAUCGAUGAGAUAAAAAAGACUUACAAGUAAAACAUACGACCCACACACACACACACACAUACACACACUACACAAUCGCAUGAAAUUUAAAAGAAACAACAAUUAAUUGUUUACACUAUGAAUUACACACUCGUAUGAUGCUUCGUUUUUUCGAAACUGUUAAACAUUUCAAAGAAUAAAAACGAAAAGAUACUUUUCUAAGAGGAAGUCUUAAACCACA
Messenger RNA from Trichogramma pretiosum, 8171 nucleotides. RefSeq names its product centrosomal and chromosomal factor-like. The transcript has 2 exons. The record is from RefSeq and is a predicted model, not a curated record. The coding region runs from base 1464 to 3320 and encodes 618 amino acids. NCBI's taxonomy places the organism in Eukaryota, Metazoa, Arthropoda, Insecta, Hymenoptera, Trichogrammatidae. Gene Ontology annotation, cellular component: nucleus.